AUGAUGCAAGUUCCAAGUGUCACCUUGGAAGACCUGCAAGCCUUCCAAGCGGCCCACUUCCCAGGCUGCCACAAACCACUGAUCCCGCCGGCAGCAGAGACUGCACAUGAAGACAACUACAACUACGAUGCAGAGGAGGACCUGGGGUACUAUCCUGAUGGAGUAAAGCGCACGCUCACAGAUGAACAAAUCCGGAUAUUUCGACACAGCGAGAUCCACGCGCUGCUACGCGCGAGACAGCUCGAGGAAGACGAUGCGGAGUACGAGGCGCGUCGGCAGGUCGCCGAGAAGGAUGAGUCGGAGGCUGAAAAUGGCCCUGAGGACGAUGCACCCGGCACUGCAAACUUGAAGACCGCUGGUUCCAAGAGGCGGCGAUCCACUGGGCGAAAGCCCAACCCCCAACAGUGUUCGCACGAUACUCCAUCCGAGCCCCUCGACUAUGAAGAAUCAGCCCAGGAUUCUCACAAGCCCCAUGUGAAGAAACCUAUGGCUUACCCCGGUCGGAAGAUCGUCUCUUACGCCGACUGA
This is a messenger RNA of Penicillium cinerascens, 528 nucleotides long. Its product is annotated as DUF3807 domain-containing protein. The coding region runs from base 1 to 528 and encodes 175 amino acids. NCBI's taxonomy places the organism in Eukaryota, Fungi, Ascomycota, Eurotiomycetes, Eurotiales, Aspergillaceae. The transcript is spliced from 2 exons. The record is from RefSeq and is a predicted model, not a curated record.